Messenger RNA from Sander lucioperca (pikeperch), 482 nucleotides. Its product is annotated as stonustoxin subunit alpha-like. The coding region runs from base 12 to 467 and encodes 151 amino acids. The record is from RefSeq and is a predicted model, not a curated record. NCBI's taxonomy places the organism in Eukaryota, Metazoa, Chordata, Actinopteri, Perciformes, Percidae. The transcript has a single exon. Gene Ontology annotation, molecular function: protein binding.
UGACAUUAGUGAUGGAGGAGGAUCAGCCAUAUCCUGAUCAUCCAGAGAGGUUUGAAUCCAGUCCUCAGCUGCUGUGUAGAGAUGGUCUGACUGGUCGCUGUUACUGGGAGGUUGAGAGGAGAGGAGGGGUUCAUAUAUCAGUGAGUUACAGAGGAAUCAGGAGGAGAGGAGACAGUGCUGACUGUUGGUUUGGAGGUAAUGAUCAGUCCUGGAGUCUGAUCUGCUCUGAUGAUGGUUACUCUGUCUGGCACAAUAAGAGAAGAACAUCCAUCUCCUCCUCCUCUGUCUCUGGUAGAGUAGCAGUCUAUGUGGACUGUCCUGCUGGCUCUCUGUCCUUCUACUCAGUCUCCUCUGACUCACUGAUCCACCUCCACACCUUCAACACCACAUUCACUCAGCCUCUCUAUCCUGGGUUUGGGUUUGGGUUCUUGUCUCCUGGUUCCUCAGUGUCUCUGAGUCCUCUGUAGGACGGAGAGUCUCCU